GUUUUUUCAGUUAGUAAAUAAAAAUACUAAUUGGUAAACUAAAUAGUUAUUGGCACUGAAACAUAGUAUUAUUACACCUAGCAUUGCAUAUUAUACCUAGCAUAGAAAUUUUAUAAAACUUUAUGAAUUCUAUAAAUAAGAGUAAGUAAUUUGAUUAUUAAUUGUGUAGUGAUGGAGGGAAUAGGGGGUGUUAGUGCUCAGACUCAAAAUAAAAAAACAUCUGAACAAGAAGCAACAAUCGUAAAAAGUGAUAAAGACGUAGAAAUAACGUCCGCUCCGCGGAGAGAAGAAUCAUUACAGACCGAGAGUGAUAAGGAGAGCGAAACACUAUCACUAUCUGACCUUUACGUACCUGAUGUGGGUGCAAAAUGGUAUAAAGUGACGGGCAAUAUUGUCACACCACCCAUGAACUUCAAAAAGCUACCAGAUAUAUUUACAUCAUUUCCAAUCAAUGGUCGGCCCAAAACUAAAAAUGAUGUUGAUAAUGUUUUGGAAAAAAAUUUGAGAGAUUUUGUUGGGGCAGAAGUGAGUGAUGAAGAUUAUGAGAAGCUGGUUGAGUUUUGCAACCCCAGUCAUUUAGAAACAGGAUUAGAAAUUAAAAUGUCUACACCUCUUCCAAGUAUAAAUUCCUGCCCUGUGAAAGAAUUUGCAGAAACUGACCUUGGCAGCAACCUUAAUAUUGCUAAGAAGCUUAAAUUGAGAAAAUCUAAGGAUAUUAAUAAUCUAUACUCACGUAAUCUCAAAUAUCGAAGAGUUCGGCUGUUACCCCAGUCAAAAGAAAAUGAUAUAACAGUAACAAUUGGGGAGCCAUUGCAACCCGGUCAGGAUUUGGUGUUCCGAAUAAGAGUCUAUAGGCCUUUCCGUCAGUCUGCAAGAGAGAGAACUAACACUCGGCACUCCAUACUGAGCAAUGAUAUAGUGCUGCUGGGCCGGCAGCCGCUGACGGCGCUGCGGGAUCGAAUCAUCUGUCUCAACGAUGUGAGCACGAGCGUCGACGUGUCUGAUAGGCUUGACGACUUACCCACAACUACUGCUAAGGAGCUGUUCCCAUCAGGGUUCCUGUUCAUCAACAACACGUUCUACGUGGACAGCCGCGCCGGGUGCGCGGACCGGUCGCGCGAGCUGCGCGAGUGGGCGGCGGCGCGCGGGCUCGGCGCCUUCCCAGCCCGGGACAUGGCCUCCAUGCGCCUGCACGACGUCGCGGUCAAGUUGGGCCACCCGGACGUGUAUUCUCAUCAGGGCAACUGCGAGCACCUGUUCACGUUCUCCGAAGUGCGUCUGAUGCACCCCACGGACCCGCUGAAGAUCAGCCACUACCCUUUCCACACCCAAACCACUCAGAACCAUACAAUAUAUUGUACCACUUGCGCAGAAUUUGGCAGUAAAUGGGUGGUCACUGGAUGCGACAGAGUCCCGUUCGAUCCAACAUUCUUUUGCGAUGCCUGCUUCAAGUUUUACCUCUACAAAGAUGGACAGAAAAUAUGCGAUUUCAAAGCCUACUUGUACAGAGGCAAUGAGAUCAAUGUACUGAAACCAUUUGGAUGAUAUGAAAAGAGACUGCUGUAAAUGUAAAGCAUUUGAACAUACAGUAGUGGACGAACUGUAAAGUGAUCAGUAUGUUGUGAACUUUAUCUUGGCAGAAACUCAUUUGUGAAAUAUGAUCUGAAAAGUGGCUUGCUUCCUUUAAAAUAAGUGCCAUUUUAUCUUGCAAGGUAUAUUGUUAUUUGUUAAACGUAUCAUGCCCAAUAAAAAAAGGUGUGUGUGCGAUUCACACAUGAUAGAAGUGAAACAUCAGUAAAUCGACAAAAUAAUGUGAUGAAU
Zerene cesonia (dogface butterfly) is the source of this 1821-nucleotide messenger RNA. RefSeq lists its product as uncharacterized. The transcript is spliced from 6 exons. Gene Ontology annotation, molecular function: bent DNA binding; RNA polymerase II cis-regulatory region sequence-specific DNA binding; core promoter sequence-specific DNA binding. NCBI's taxonomy places the organism in Eukaryota, Metazoa, Arthropoda, Insecta, Lepidoptera, Pieridae. Gene Ontology annotation, cellular component: snRNA-activating protein complex. Gene Ontology annotation, biological process: snRNA transcription by RNA polymerase III; snRNA transcription by RNA polymerase II. The record is from RefSeq and is a predicted model, not a curated record. The coding region runs from base 172 to 1545 and encodes 457 amino acids.